This is a messenger RNA of Macroventuria anomochaeta, 667 nucleotides long. RefSeq lists its product as uncharacterized. The coding region runs from base 65 to 310 and encodes 81 amino acids. Lineage: Eukaryota; Fungi; Ascomycota; Dothideomycetes; Pleosporales; Didymellaceae. The record is from RefSeq and is a predicted model, not a curated record. The transcript is spliced from 3 exons.
CAGACGUCCAUUAGUGGUCGGCCUCUGUGGGUCUGUACAACCUCUCAUCGCCACUAGAUACACCAUGUCACUCCUCGUCUACACUCGCGAGACUCUGUGUGCCCUGAAAUGUCUCGCUAUCCAUGACGCUGGUGUGCUGGCCACGUUGGUACCCUCCCUCGCUAACGGCACCGUCCGUAACCGCUGCUAUUACGUGCGCCCUCCGUCCUUCGCUCAGGCGUGGCCGCCCUCGUGGCGCCCAAGUCAAGUCACACAAAGGCCCGGCCGACCUGCUUCAUGUCGUCUCACGUGGGGACGCAGCAUUCAAUAGUGACGGCAUGGGUGCCGUGUUACUUCCUCUAUUAUUAGGCGCUUCUACUGCAUUCUGCCACACCUCGCGUCGACACGGCGGCCCGUCUAUGCUGAUGCAAACUUACUGUUGCCCCUGAGCCGCUUGCCGAAUCGAAAGAAGAGGAUGGGAAAUGGGGCCAUAGCAAGGGCAAGGAAUGCGAGCAAGGAUGUCGCCCACUGGUAUCCAAGAUUGUUGUACAUCUGGACACCAAACAGAGGGAAGGCCGCUGCAAAGUACGACCUUGCAAAUGAGUUCGCGGCUAGGGCACUUGCAGCGUAUACAGGGUACUGGUCGGCGAGGUUAACAUUGUAUCAGGCUGUGCCGACUAUAUCAGGC